This is a messenger RNA of Mycotypha africana, 999 nucleotides long. Its product is annotated as S-adenosyl-L-methionine-dependent methyltransferase. The record is from RefSeq and is a predicted model, not a curated record. Bases 1 to 999 code for a protein of 332 amino acids. The transcript is spliced from 6 exons. Lineage: Eukaryota; Fungi; Mucoromycota; Mucoromycetes; Mucorales; Mycotyphaceae. Gene Ontology annotation, biological process: C-terminal protein methylation. Gene Ontology annotation, molecular function: protein C-terminal leucine carboxyl O-methyltransferase activity.
AUGAACCGCUUUACGGAUGAUUAUGAGACAAAUGACGACAUUAUACGGGGAACCAAUGACGAUGCAACAGUUAGUAGACUAUCCGCUGUCGAUGUCGGUUAUUUGGAGGAUCCUUUUGUCAAGCUAUUCGUAAAACGACCUGAUCGACGAUCGCCUAUCAUCAAUAGAGGGAGCUUUAUUCGUAGCUAUGCCAUAAACUCGCUCGUGUCUCAGUUUUUAACGCUUUCAGGAUGCGAUAAAAAGCAAAUUGUUGCUUUAGGUGCAGGUUUUGAUACAAGAUAUUUCAAUAUUAAGGCGAAUGUUUUGGAUAAAGAAGGACGCAGCAAUCUUUCAAAACAUUUAUUAAGAUAUUAUGAAAUAGACUUUCCAGAGAUUACAAUGAAAAAAGCCAUGACUAUAAAGCGACAAAAAGUGUUCAGCCAGCUAUUAGCAGGAGAUGUUAAAUUGGAAAGGGGAGGCAUGGAUUUAAAAUGUUCUGAUUACUGCCUAUUGGGAGGUGAUUUGAGGAAUUGGCAUGAAAUUGUACGAAAACUCGAAGAAGCUGGAUUGGACAAAAACGCACCCACAUUAUUUCUGUCAGAAUGUGUAUUCAUCUAUAUCUCCCCAGACGCAUCAAGUACCAUUCUUGAAUGGAUUACACAAAAUAUGACAAACACAAUGUUUGCACUGUACGAACAAAUACGACCUAACGAUGCCUUUGGUAAAAUGAUGAUUCGCAAUUUGAAGACGCGUCAUAUAGAACUAAAGGGAUUACAGGCUUUCCCCGACCUAGCAGAUCAAGAAGAAAGGUUCAAAAACCUUGGUUGGCAGACGGCAAAAGCCGUAGAUAUCAAUACUAUUCAUGAUGACUAUCUUAGCAAAUCCGAAUUGGCGAGGUUGGCAAGAUUAGAAAUUCUAGACGAAUUUGAAGAAUGGCACCUUUUAGCAGCACAUUACUGUGUCGUCUGGGCUACUAAAAGUAAAGUUUACGGAAAGGAAAUGGAACAAAUAUCACUGUAA